AUGAAACACCAUCUUAUGGAACGCAGGGGAGAACAGACACCAGUCAGUGGGACCACGAUCAGCAUGGCCAGCCCAGAGUCCACAAAGGAGAACACGGGCGUGUGCUGGCCAGGUGCAGGGACCAUGAGGAGGAACGAAUCAUCUCCGAGGCCAGGGCCUGCCUUCCUCCCAGAGGACGACAUCUACUUGGCAGCCCGGACACACAGGAUGCUGGGCUGGAGCAGCUCUCCAUCAUCCCAGUCGUCCUCAGAGUACCAGUCUUAUUCUCAGUACCAGUCCUGGGCUUCCAGCAGGAGCGAGGAGGAGCAGGAGGCCCCACCAGAGAGCGUGUGUGCCCUGUACACGCAUGUGCAGACCGUGCGCGGCGUGGCAGUGGCUUGGGAGACUGACGAAGGCUUCGAGCCCGUCACCAGGAAGCCCCUUAUCCGUGAGGCUGAGUUCAUCAAGCGACAGCGGCGGAAAGGCUCCUCCUUCGAAAUGGCCUCCAACACAGACCUGCGUUGGGAGCUGGAAGCCUGCAAGCACUACUGUCCGGAGCCUGAGGACUCUGUGGACUGCUGCUUGCAGGAGUUGCGAGCACCGCCAGACUGGUUGGUCACCACCAACCAUGGCCUUCGCUGUGUGGCCUGCUGUAGAGUCUUCCCCACGUUGGAGGCGCUGCUGGACCACGCCCAGCAUGGCAUCCGCGAUGGCUUCAGCUGCCAGAUAUUUUUUGAGGAGAUGCUGGAAAGGAAGCGGGCCCGGGAUCAAAGGCAGGACCAACAGCCUGUAGAGGAGGAGCAGAGCCAUUCUGACAGUAGUGAGUGUUCCAAGUCCUGCACCAAGGAUCUUCCCCAGCAGACACAGCAGCAACAGCAGCAGCAGCAGCAGCCACAGCAACAGCCACAGCAGCUGCCACAGCAGCAGAAGCCAGAGCAGACGCCACAGCAGCAGAAGCCACAGGAGCAGCCACAGCAGCAUCCACAGGGGAAGUAG
Molecule: messenger RNA, 975 nt
Organism: Arvicola amphibius (Eurasian water vole)
Lineage: Eukaryota; Metazoa; Chordata; Mammalia; Rodentia; Cricetidae
Gene: Fam170b
Product: family with sequence similarity 170 member B
Exons: 2
Coding region: 1-975 (324 amino acids)
Biological process (GO): fertilization
Cellular component (GO): acrosomal vesicle
Source: RefSeq, a predicted model, not a curated record